AUGUUUAACUGCGAUCAUUGUCCGUCAGUUUUCAAUGCAAAACGUAAUUUGACAGCACACCAAAAGAAGCAUACGGGUGUACGUUUUCCGUGCACUGUAUGCCCAUCAACAUUCGCUUACAAAACCGGACUCAACAAACAUAUGAAAAAUGGUCAUGGUAUCAUAAAUGUUCCAGCCCACUUAAGACCAUUGCCAGCUGCGCCGAUCAUCGAUCAACCUGCUCCAGCUCAUCAGGUCCAGAUUGCACCGCAAAUAUUUGUUCCUGAUGUCCCGGCCGGUGGAUCGAACAUGUUAACCGAAGACGAAAUGUGUAUGGAAGCCAUGGACGAAUUCGAGGAUACAGAUUCUUACACCGUUGCCGUUAACGGGAAACGUGUUUCGACUGCUAACACCACCUCAGCUGUUAGGGCAAAAAAGACGCGUAUGGAUAUGGUAAAGGCCCCCGGAUUCGUAGAAAUUUUGUCGUCUGCGAGCCGUAAAAUCGUGUGGUACUAUACCAAAAAUAUCGGCAAUACAAUGAUUUAUUCAGACUUUCUUCGACCCCUCAUACCUGAACUAAUAAAUUUGUUGAAAACUCACGUACAAAAACACGCAAUAAAAUUUAAUUUGAAACUCGAGGCGACUUACAACCGUCCCAACGUCCCCAAUUCGUCAGAGAACAGGGCGUUCAAGACCUCGGCAGUUGAAAUUUACCCUGACAGCGAUUUUAGAACGAUUAUAGAGAGGGCGUAUAUCAAGUUAAUGAAGGAGAAGGACGAAUAUAUGGGAAGAGGAAGUGGAUUUACAUUAGAGUCGAUCGAUGGGCUGUUGCUGGCAGUGUAUAAAUAUACGCCGAUGGGCGGAUCAUCGUACAUACAAUUACCUGAAUAUAUUGAUAGGAAGCGGAGUACCAUCAACCCAAAGAAUACGGACCAGCAUUGUUUUAAGUGGGCAAUCCUAUCAAGGCAUGUGACCGGACCAACGGUAUGUCGUGUAGAGGGAAAUAGAUAUAGUCAGCAUGAGGGGAAAUAUAAUUUUGACGGUAUUUCGUUCCCUACACCUCUGUCGGAUAUAUCAAAUUUUGAAAAUAAUAAUAUCAAUGUAAGUGUUAACGUCUAUGGGCUCGAUAAGAAAUUCCAACCACCUAGAAAAUACCCGACAUACGAGGUGUACCCGCUGCGAGUAAUCAGCGAAGAAAAACCGGACCAUUUCGACCUGUUGUUGGUGACAGAUGGCGACAACUCGCACUAUGUUUACAUUUCGAAUUUUUCCCGGCUCAUACGCAAGCAGAAAACAUCACACACUGAGAGAUUAGUGUUCUGCAAAAGAUGUUUUACUAGUUUUGAUGAUAGACGACAUAAAUACAAGCUGAGCGGACAGGAGGCCCUGGACCAACACAAAUUGAUUUGCGGCGCGCACAAGCCGAUACUACCCGAGAUGCCGAAGGAGGGGGAGUGUGUUGAGUUCAGGGCGUGGAAAAAAACGGUUAGGCACCCGUUUGUAAUUUACGCGGAUUUCGAGGCGAUCUUGGUGAAGACGGAGGAGAAAAAAGGAGGUAGCACGACAGUUAUACAGAGGCAUGAGGCGAUGAGUUAUGGGUUUUUAGUGAAGGCGAGCGAGGACGUGCCGGCGGAUUUAUUGGAACAACACGAGAUACCGGCGGGGCCGGUAAUCUAUAGAGGAAGUGAAGACAGGACGGACGUGGCGAGGCAUUUUGUAGAGUCAAUAGUUGAGGUGGCCCAUAAAAUUGAAAAUCUGAUGAAGACGAAUAUAGCGAUUAUUAUGACUGAGGGCGAAGAAAAAACAUAUCAAGAGUGUAGUACGUGUAAUUUAUGCAAAUGUGUAUUAGUCGGGGGCGAUAAGGUUAGGGAUCAUGAUCAUCUGACGGGCAAAUUUAGGCAGACCUUGUGCUCUAGGUACUAUCAACGUUAUACCGAACAGUGA
This is a messenger RNA of Metopolophium dirhodum (rose-grain aphid), 1923 nucleotides long. RefSeq lists its product as uncharacterized. Lineage: Eukaryota; Metazoa; Arthropoda; Insecta; Hemiptera; Aphididae. The record is from RefSeq and is a predicted model, not a curated record.